Messenger RNA from Aspergillus steynii IBT 23096, 654 nucleotides. RefSeq lists its product as uncharacterized. The coding region runs from base 1 to 654 and encodes 217 amino acids. NCBI's taxonomy places the organism in Eukaryota, Fungi, Ascomycota, Eurotiomycetes, Eurotiales, Aspergillaceae. The transcript has 5 exons. The record is from RefSeq and is a predicted model, not a curated record.
AUGAAGCUCCUACUCUCUCUUCUGCUCAUGCUUGCCGUGCUCUCUUCCACACUGACCACCCGCAAAGACGUCGAGGCCCCCGACGACCUCAUCCUGAAUGCCACUGGCAACGAGAUCGACAUGGAUCUGUCCGUUAACACGGACGCCGACGAUCUCGACGGUCCCGCAAACACCCUCGAUGCCCGCCGCAAAAAGCCUCGACCACGGGCCAAAACAGAUGGAAUCUGUGACACCAAAACAGACACAGACACCGGGACAUGCGUCGCAAAACUUUACGGAGAUAAGCGGUGGAGGUCCAAUUCAUUCAGAAUGAAGCUCUCUCCCCCCCUCAUCCUUCUGCUUACCCUCCUCUCCCUGGUUCUCGCUCUCGAGACCCAGACAGAGACCUCAUCUAUCAAGGACAUCGACUACAGUCUACCCAGCAACAUAAGCGAUCCCGACUUCGACGAUGGCCAAACCUCUCAGCCUCAGACCAACAACAUUGAGCCACGCAUGUGCAUCGGACGGUGUCGCAGCGUAACCAACGACUGCGUUUGGAAGUGCGAAGACUGGAGCCGCGUCGUCAGGCCGUGUCACGAGUAUCGCCCGUGCACUCGCGAUCGACGCCAUUGUUCCGUGUUGGCAAAUGCGCCGGAGUGGGCGAUUUGCAAGUAG